AUGUUCAGUAACAACGACGCCGACAUUGUCCCAGGAAAGACCUUCGCGUCUCAAGAUAAGCUGCCAAAGCUACCGGUGCCUCCAUUGGAGGAAACAUGUAGAAGGUACCUUCGCGCACUCGAAGGUCUUCAAGAUCCGGAGGAGCAUACAAAGACGAAAGAGGUCGUGAGGGAGUUUCUAGAAAACGAAGGACCAGAAAUUCAACAAAAGCUAAUGGACUGGGCAAGAACCCGAGACAGUUAUAUCGAAGAGUUUUGGUACGAAUCGUAUCUAUCGCACAGUGACCCAGUAGUCCUUGCUUUAAAUCCCUUCUUCGUCCUCGAAAAUGAUCCUACACCGAAUCGAGGCUCGCAGCUUCCUCGGGCUGCGUCUCUCAUCAUAGCCUCGUUGGGCUUCAUUCAUGAUCUUCGUGCCAAGAUACUUGAACCUGACCAUGUACGUUCAACCCCGCUCGACAUGGAUCAGUACACUAGGCUGUUCGGUGCUGCAAGAAUACCUACUGAUAAAGGCUGCCGAAUGGAAACCAGUACAAAUUCGCAUCAUAUCGUAGUCCUUCGGCGUGGACAAUUUUACUGGUUCGAUGUACUUGACUCUGAAAAUAGACCUCUUCUUACCGAACGAGAGAUGAUUCGGCAUCUACAAGCCAUCGUCGAUGACGCUUCCACUCUUUCUACCAAGGAUGUCGCACAAAGAGCUAUGGGUGUUCUUUCUACUGAGAAUCGCAAGAUAUGGUCCAAACUUCGUGCCACCAUUUCUAGUGACAGACACAAUGCCUCCUGCCUCGAGAUCGUCGACCGCGCCUUGUUCAUUGUUUGCCUCGACGAUGGACUACCCAUGAAGGAUGAUUUACCGCAGCUGUGUAGCAAUUUCUUGUGUGGAACGUAUGGACUUGAAGAAGGUAUUCAAGUUGGGACCUGUACUAACCGUUGGUACGACAAGCUACAGAUCAUCGUUUGCUCUGAUGGGGCAGCUGGAAUAAACUUUGAACACACUGGCGUAGACGGUCAUACCGUAUUGAGGUUUGCUGCCGAUAUAUUUACAGAGUGUCUCAUGCUUCUUGCUCGAUCGAUAAAUCCUGCUGCGCCAACUCUCUUUCACGCUCAGCUCUCUCCGCAUGCUAAAUCGUACAAACCACCCAGGAAUGCAAAGACGACUGUACCGGAAGUGGAACCUAUCGAUACCACACCCAAGAAACUCGAGUGGGACCUUACCUCAGAACUACGAGUCGGGAUUCGCUUCGCCGAAACUAGAAUUAGCGAUUUGAUUUGUCAAAAUGACUGUCAGGCUCUUGAAUUCAAGGGCUAUGGAAAGAACUUUAUCACUAGUCAUGGAUUUAGUCCCGAUGCAUUUGUCCAGAUGGCGUUGCAAGCAGCUUAUUUUGGUCUAUAUGGAAGAAUUGAGUGUGUCUACGAACCGGCAAUGACAAAGGCCUUCCUACAUGGACGAACGGAAGCAAUCAGGUCUGUUCAAUCGGAGAGCAUCGAGUUUACCAAGAUAUUCUACUCUGAAGCACCAGCAAGUGCGAAAGUCGCUGCGCUUCGAAAAGCUUGCGAGCGACACGUUAAGCUCACGAAAGAAUGUAGUCAGGGGCUGGGGCAGGAUCGACAUCUCUACGCACUUUACUGCCUUCUUCAACGAGAGCGCCAAGCAGGCGGUGAAAACCCACUCCCUGCCAUAUUUUCCGACCCUGGAUGGGUCGUUCUAAAUACGUCAAUCUUGUCCACGUCGAAUUGCGGUAACCCUGCGUUGAGAUUGUUUGGUUUUGGUCCUGUUGCAGCUCCUGGAUUUGGGAUUGGGUAUAUCAUCAAAGACGAUGGACUAUCCAUUUGUGCUUCGUCAAAACAUCUUCAGACCCGCCGAUUCCUUGACACACUCCAAGGUUUCCUCCUCGACAUUCAACGUACCGUUAUACACCUCCAUCGAGCAGCAAACGAACGUCCAUCACCCUUUGUGGACCAUUCCGGUGUUCUAAGGGAUGCAAGAACUGGGCGACCGAUUAACGGGCGCGUGUUGGAUGAUGAGGAGGAGGACGAAAUCGCUCUUCCUGGGUAUUCGUUCUUCGGAAGCGGUGAUGUUGAGAAAAUUCUUGGUCAGAGAAAGAGAGCUGAACAACCAUAUUCACAUAUUGGUAAAGUUAUACAAAUGGCCGAAUAUUGA
This is a messenger RNA of Lentinula edodes (shiitake mushroom), 2157 nucleotides long. Its product is annotated as acyltransferase ChoActase/COT/CPT. The record is from RefSeq and is a predicted model, not a curated record. Gene Ontology annotation, molecular function: carnitine O-acetyltransferase activity. The transcript is spliced from 11 exons. The coding region runs from base 1 to 2157 and encodes 718 amino acids. Gene Ontology annotation, cellular component: mitochondrion. Gene Ontology annotation, biological process: carnitine metabolic process. Lineage: Eukaryota; Fungi; Basidiomycota; Agaricomycetes; Agaricales; Omphalotaceae.